Episyrphus balteatus (marmalade hoverfly) is the source of this 1328-nucleotide messenger RNA. RefSeq names its product CUE domain-containing protein 1. The transcript has 3 exons. Bases 395 to 1231 code for a protein of 278 amino acids. Gene Ontology annotation, molecular function: ubiquitin binding. Lineage: Eukaryota; Metazoa; Arthropoda; Insecta; Diptera; Syrphidae. The record is from RefSeq and is a predicted model, not a curated record.
UUUCCGAUAAGAAAACGAAAAGACGAACACACAGAAACAGCAGCAGCGUUUGGAGAUAAAUAAAUCACAAAAAUUCAACAAAAAAAAAAAGAAAAACAAAGAAAAGAACAAAAAUUUAUUAUUUACAUUUCUCUAUGAACAACAACAACUUCUCUCGCUAAUAAAACAAACAAAAUGAUUCCAACGCUAAUCUAUCCCUGGCGAUGUUGUUAAUUUGCUUUAGCUUUUUUUUUUUGUUCUACAACACAAAAUUCAAGUAAUCUCAGCUAUAAAAACCACACGAAAUCUCUUUUUUAGAAACUCAAUAUAAAUAAAAUAGGCACAUAAAAACCUAAAAAAAAAAGUUAAUUUUUCGAAAAAUUUACUAACUUUCGCUUCCAAACACAAAAAAACAAUGGCUUCUACAAUGCAACUGGAAUUCGCCCAAGCAAUGUCCGAUUUCAAGACCAUGUUCCCGGAUAUGGAUCGCGAUGUCAUCGAGGCAGUGCUUCGGGCCAAUCAAGGUGCUGUCGAUGCAACCAUCGACCAGCUCCUGGCCAUGAGCACCGAUAACCAGGUAGGAGUGAAUGAAAAACUUCGCAAUGAAAUGGACAAGCCCUUGGCGGCGACGGGUGACACUCCUCUCGUGCGCAGUCCACCAAAAACUGUCGUCGACAGUGUCCAACUGAUUGACACAUCCGAUGGCAGUGAGCAGCCUCUGCUGAACCUGCUACCGCCAUCCCAGACGAUGUUGGCAGCCAAUACUGGAGCAUCGCCAAAACAAAAAAACACAAUUUUACGACAACAACCACCCUCACAAGUUGGCACACCGUCAAAGCGCAAUGGACAGCAGCGAAGAUGGAACCCACCAAUUCUAGGACCCCUUCCAGCUGGCUUCCUGCGAAUUCAAUCGGCCGAUCGUCCGGCCGGCGAAUUCGAUCUUCCCGACGAGCAAUUCGCCAUGAUGCUUCAGAAUGAAGAGUUUAUGAAUGAAUUGCGCUGGAAUCAGGAAUUCAUGACAGCUCUGGAAAAGGAACAACAAGAUAAAGCUCGUGGCGAAGACGAUGCAGCUUUUAAGGAGCGACUUAAACAUAUGGGCAAAAUGUCACGUAAAAAAUUCCUUCAAAUGGCUCGGGUGUUUACGUGGCAGAGAAACAAAAAGGUUACAUCGGCUAAACAAAUCGAUUCACUUCCUUUGAAGGAAGAACCGAGCGAUGAUGAGGAUCAUCAUUUACAGCUCAAAACACAUUAACUAGUUAACCUAUCUGCUGCCAUAGUUUCUGCGAGUUUUUAUCAAGGAUCAUCAAUCGCCGUCAGGACCUUCUGAAAAAUGACCACGCACAUCGAGC